AUGCUGCAAAAACUGAGCGCCCUCUGGAAGGUGUCAAGGGAGAGCAUAUGCCAGCCAGAUGCGACUCCGAGCACUACCGGCGACGGGGCCCCGCCGCACACUCCCGACAGCUCGCCCAAGCCUUGCGCGCGGUCCGCUACAACGGCAAGGGACCAGCAGAACAACCCCCUCUGCGUGCCCUCCGACAGAUCGACGAUCAGGUCUCACCGAACUGCGGACGCGCAACGCGUAGAAAGCAGUGACUUCUCUCCUUCCUCGGUGCCAGGCCGACCAAUAAGCAGCAAGGCCACCGGUGAUGCAGGCCAACGCACAGGUCUUCCCUCGAUUAGUGGCGCGCCGCUCCUUUCGCGCUCGCCAGCCCAGCAGAAGCAGUCCAUAAAAGCACUCAGUGCCUCACCGACAAGGAGUGGCUCCCACACCCCUUUCCUGGCAUCGCCUUCACAGCGGCCGCGGAUGACGUCUCCUCUGGCACCACUGGGUCAAGGUCAACAGCGUCUACCACGGGCCAACGCCAAGGCGCCGCUCGGUCCCCCCACAGCUACCGCCUCGACACCGAAGACUGCUGGCAAUGAGGGAUGCGUGGGUAUCUACACGAUGCCCCGCCGGCUCACAGCGAAUUUGGCGCACACUCUAGACAGCUGUGUCAUGUACGGGACUCUCUACGACAACAGCGGGACUGAGGUGAAUGAAAGCUCUCCGCAGCCGCAUCCUUCAGAGCCGCCGUACUCUAUGCUGCAGUGUCGGACGCUUGCAGUGCUGCAGCCGUCCCAUGCACUCAAGGGCGCUAGUGAGCCGGCCCCUGAUACAGUUCCGCGGAGGCGCACGGAGAGUGAUAGCGUGGACAACAAUGCAUCUGUGCAUGAACCCGAAGUCGAGAAAAACUUUCACGAGGCGAUGCUCUAUCUUUCCAGGUUCAUGAGCGGCACUCGUAACGAGACGACGGGAGCGAUGAGCGAUGGUGCGGGUGGCACUGCCAUCAGAGGCGGACGAGCGAAUCGCAGCGGUCUUCUCCGUACGCUUCGGUCUUCAAGGCACGCCAGCGAUGCUACCAGUGAUCCGGCGAAUUCGUCGAGUGCGAAGAACUGCGACUCGAGCGAGGCCUCCGGUUUCAGCCGCCUCGACUUCGCAUCGCUCUUUGCGACACCCUCGUACGACCUCCGCUGCGAUGAGCCCACAGGAAUGUAUAACGGCACCGCCUUUAAUCAACCAGUGGGCCAGAGCGCUGGCGUAUUCUCUCUUGCCGGCACCACCUCGGACUUUGCGACUCCUCCGGUGAGCAUGACGUCCCGUGUGGCUUCGAAAAUAAAACAAAAUGAGGGAAGCAGUUCGAACGCGCGGCUAGGGCGGCAUGUCGAGGACACUGCAACGGAAGCCUCCGAGAGUGUGAGCGUGCACCCCAAGAAGAUGGAGGAGGACAUGGAGGAGAGCGUGUGCAGCCAGACAGCCGGGACAGCGGUGCUACGCCGCGUUAAUGACCUAGCCCUGUCGCAGUGGAAGUACAUUGCACUCGUUGCCAAUAAGGUGAUGGAGAGGAAGACACUGGUGAGGGCAUCGCGGGCGCUGUCGCAGAGAGUCUCGAGCGUUUCUGGCGCUCUGGAGCUCAACGUGCUGCCGAAUAAUCAACUGCAGGAAGCCUCUGCCGGCGGCGCUAAUCGAAAUGGCAGCUUCCUCCUCGAUGCCACAACAGAAAGCCGCUACAUCUUCGACUCAGACGACGACGAGGUGUCCGUCUAUGACGCCGAUGGCCGCCCGCUGCUGAUCCCAAACAUGAGCGAUUUGUGGGAUGACUUCCGCAGCUCCAACAGCAGCGAUGAGAGUCUUGUCUUUGGUGAGGCGGACGCGUUUACUGCGGAUGACGGCGCAGCCCACGCGGGAAAGGAAGGCGAGAGCGAACUGUGUGCCACUCGCCCGCCCUCGCCAUCCGAGACGAGGCGUUUCCCCGACACUUCACACGAUCAGCAAGCACCGCCGUCUUAUGCAGCUCCCGCUCCUCCAGCCGCACCUGCCCAGCGGCAAAGGCGGCAACCAGUACCCCACAACGGAUCUGUCAAAGGCAGCUGGGGCGGCAGGUGCUAUGACUACAGCAACGGCAACACAAAUCUGUAUCCGGCGUACCAGCGCCACCCUGACCCGCGGACGCAGGAGCAGAUGAGGCGGCAACGAAUCAUGCAGCAGCAGCGCCAGCAGCUGUUCCAGGAACAGCAACGGCGGCACCACUUCCACUCGCUCACCGCGGGCUACGAGAAACACACGCAACCACAGCCACACCCCUAUGCACACCAUCGACAGGGACGAUCUGGGAGCAGACGAGGAUGCCCGAGUAGCAGCGCCAAGAUGCCAUGGCCGCAGCCGGACAUCUACAGCGGUCCAAAAGUGUACACGGGUCAAUCGAAGUUUGUGGACUUUACUGCCCUGAGCGGCAUUCGCCUGAGCGAUGUGAAACGCGUGAACUCGCCGUGUUGGAACUCCAUAAAGCUGGCGGAUGAGAUGGAAAGGUAG
Messenger RNA from Leishmania mexicana MHOM/GT/2001/U1103, 2499 nucleotides. RefSeq lists its product as hypothetical. Lineage: Eukaryota; Euglenozoa; Kinetoplastea; Trypanosomatida; Trypanosomatidae. The record is from RefSeq and is a predicted model, not a curated record. The transcript has a single exon. Bases 1 to 2499 code for a protein of 832 amino acids.